Messenger RNA from Contarinia nasturtii (swede midge), 787 nucleotides. RefSeq names its product COP9 signalosome complex subunit 8 (gene CSN8). Gene Ontology annotation, cellular component: COP9 signalosome. The record is from RefSeq and is a predicted model, not a curated record. The coding region runs from base 137 to 697 and encodes 186 amino acids. The transcript has 4 exons. NCBI's taxonomy places the organism in Eukaryota, Metazoa, Arthropoda, Insecta, Diptera, Cecidomyiidae. Gene Ontology annotation, biological process: COP9 signalosome assembly; protein deneddylation.
AACUCAGAAUUCUUUAAAACAUAAACGCUGUAGACUAUAACAUCAACUGCGUUUUUGUGAGAGAAAAAACCGCUACAUUAAAUCCAAUUUUAAACUGUAAAAUCUUAUUGAUUACCACAAAGAAAACCAAGCAACAAUGUUGUCGUCAAAGAUAGAACAACUCAUAGUAAUACUCGAAAAUCAGGAACUCGAUUCAACGAAUGGAGUGUCGCCACAGUUGUACGCCGAAUUGAUGGCCGCAUAUCUCUACAAAAAUGAUCUCUGUAGCGCACGAUUUUUGUGGAAACGAAUCCCGGCAAAUGUGAAAACAGGAAAUGUUGAAUUGGAAAAAAUUCACAGCGUUUACAUUUGCCUGUGGAACAAUGAUAUCCCCGGCUUCUUCAAAACCAUCAACCACGAAUGGUCCAACAACAUUGCCGAACUCAUGUUCGAACUUCGAGAAAAAACGUACAAGGAGACAAUUGAUUUGAUUGCCAAAGCGUAUACAUCAUUAUUUGAAGAUUUCUUAUGCAACAUGUUGAAUCAGACACCUGAUGUCAUAACCGAACUGUGCAACAACUUGGGAUGGGAAGUACAAGAAGGCAAUUAUCCACGUUUGAUCACACCACGUCGCCCGCCGGAGGUCAAAAGUAAUACCGAUUCAGCGGAAAAUCUACUGGCCAAAUUGACUGAUUUCGUUUCAUUUUUGGAGAAUUGAUUGGAGCAUUUUUGCAAAAAAAUAUCGCGAAAUUUAUGCUAAAUUAAUAUGACACAGUCCACAAUUAAUGUAAAAACCUAAAUACAAUCA